Suillus bovinus is the source of this 1107-nucleotide messenger RNA. RefSeq lists its product as uncharacterized. The record is from RefSeq and is a predicted model, not a curated record. The transcript is spliced from 4 exons. Bases 1 to 1107 code for a protein of 368 amino acids. NCBI's taxonomy places the organism in Eukaryota, Fungi, Basidiomycota, Agaricomycetes, Boletales, Suillaceae.
AUGCCUGCUCCUCCUACGAAGAUUCCAUUCAUCACACUCGACGCCGACCUUGUGACGGAUUCUAUGGCCGCCAGGUUGUGCAUUAGCCUGGUUGGUCAUGUUCUGUUUCUGAAGAGUCAGGUUCCUUUUCCUGUUAUACAGAUGGCACGGAUGCCUGGUGGCGAUACAACGUCUAGAGCUGCGAAGAAGCGUCAGGAGCUUCUCAAUUCAUUUGAUACCCUCGCGUCACACCUCAAUACGACAUUUACAGCACUCUCUACGGCGUUUGCUUCCCACAGCGGGACGAAAGAUGCUCGAAGUUCUGGUCGUGCCUACCUUGCAGUUGUUCUCGGUUCUACACCUGGAUCUGCCAAAUGCAGGGUAAUGGUUGGUGUGGAUGCUCUGGAAGCAAAGGUCUGGGGAAAACGAGAUGAUUGCUUGAAUGUCCCAUCUGGACAUGAGGGUGAGGGAGCGGAGGAUGACAACGACAAAAGUGACAUUGAAGACGAGUCUGACUCGGACAAUGACAGUGAUGGCGAUGCUGCCUCACUCGAAUGCAAUGACGGCGAUAGCAGUGAUAGUUUGGGCGAUGAAGAAGCAAUUUCGGAAACGGAAACCGAAGGAUCUUCUCAAGCACCUUCCCCACCGCUAUCUAGGACACCUUCGCCCUCCUCUUCUCCCCCUCCUCCACCACCCCUACCACCUCCGACUUAUGCUCAAGAACUCGAAGCCCUCCGCGCCGCUGAACGCCUGCUCUCUCGCACACUAGCAAGCGCGUGCGGAGAAAAUGACGGACAGGGAAUGGCUAGCGAAAUGUCUCCGACUCAGACACACAUAGUGCUGCGUGCUCCGCGAAAAUUUAUGCACCCAGCGUGGGUGCCUAGGCAAACACUCAGCGGUGCUUUUGACGCGCUGCUAGAUCAGUUUCUUGAGGAAUCUGGGGAACGUCAAACGAGAGAUGAUGUUAAGAAAAGAAAGAAAGGUGGAAAAGUCGAAGGUGUAUGGAUUCGCAGCCGACAGCGAUUAACCGAAGAUUCCGAAAUAAUAUCGAGCCAAGAAAUUUCAGAGGAGGAUGAGAUGAUUUGGUGGACAUGGGACGGGAGGCUUGUUGGAUUUUCGGAUUGGUGA